GUCAAGAAAUGGUAUCACAUUUGAUGAACUGAUUGACCUUCUAUCUUUGGACCAGAUGGUCAUGCAGGAGAUCCAGCAGUUCCAAAGUGUUUCUGUUUCCAAGUUCCCUCUGGUGCUUUGGAUUAAACUUCAGAGAGACUUGAAAAUUCACAUAGUAGAGUGCAGGACGGACAACACUUAUACAUUUAACUGGGCUCAUUCGACACUGAAACUUAACUGUUUGAAGAGGUACUUCUUAUCCAACGAUGCCCAACUAUCUUUGCACAUGACUAUCGCAAGCUAUUUUUUUGGGACACCAACUGUUUGCUCAGGAGACUCAAGCAACUGUAACCAAGAGGAACUGAACAGUCAACCUCUGGCCUGGGUGCUCAAAAAGGAUUCUGAAGUGAACCGUGUAUUCAAUCUACGGAAACUGAAUGGAAUUCCUUACCACCUGCUGAAGUCGAAUCAAGUAUCAACUAUGAUAACUGACUGUCUUUUUAAUUUUGAGUUUUUGUUACACAAAGCAUGGGGUUUGUCUAUUGUCAGUGUGGAAGAAGAUCUGAAAGCAACAAUGAUGCUAGAAAGGAAGGUUGAUGACUUGAACAUACUGAAUGAAGCUAUACACUUGUCCAAAAGAGUCUUGCUUCAGGAUCCUUGUCAGUUGGCUUCACAGCUUCUCGGCCGUUUACAGCAGAUUAUUGCAGAGGAUAAACCAGUGGCUCCAGAUGACCCGAAAAAAUACCCACAUCUCCUGCGCUUGCUCAAUCAGUGUCAAAGAUCUUCAGUCCCUUUCCUCGUACCUUCAUUCACCUGCCUUUUGCCCCCAGGUGGCUUGCUGUACGAUACCUUGACAGGUCACACUGACAAGAUUACAGCUGUAACAGGUAUCCAGAAAGGUCUUCAAGCAAUCACUGCAGCCAGGGAUAGGACUCUGAAAAUUUGGGACCUCGAAAGUGGCAAAGUUGUGCGGACGGUUCAUGGAGUUGGCAAGAACAUUGAUUCCAUAACUAUCUGCAUGGAGAAUAGUCUGGUUGCUGUUACAGAGGACAAGUCUCUCCAGGUUUGGGAUAUCUGUUCAGGAAAACAGAUCUUUACAGCCAGUGACUCUCUGGAUCCUCCCAUAGUAACAUCUGCAAUGGAUGGGCAUCUAUUACUGGCCUUCUAUGAUGGAAGCCACUCUGUUAAAGUUUUUGAUUUGUCCAACUCCUGCAGACUGUUGCACCAAGUGAACAUAUCACCAGAGGAUGAGCCAAUACACAAGGAUCACACUGUCCUGGUAUCUGAGAACUCACUAAAUGAUUAUGUUCUUUUUGCCUAUAGGAGUGGAAAAGCAGCUAUGGUGUUGAGUGCUAAAAAAGGAAAAGUAGUUGCCAAGUUAUCAGCUUGUGAUGCUGUAGCAUCUAUCCAAGGGGUGGCAGUUACCAAAGAGUACUUCCUUUUAAUGUGCAGGUAUCCAUCCUCAAGACUGUGUGAAGUACUCCAUAUUGAAUUAUUUGGUGUGAAGAACUUUGCUUAUAUCCGCACAAUAAAAGGCUGUUGUAAUCAUCACCUUUCUGCCCUGUCCGUAAAUCACUUGGGUUCUCAUGUAGUGGCAUUGUGCUGCUCUUUUAAAACGAAUAUCACUGAGAUCAUCUCCUGGAACCUAGAAACUGAAGACCACAAACACUUGGCCAGGUUCUCUUCUACAGUGAUUGGAGGGUCAUGCCUUGACCUGCAUUUCUGCCUGGCAGUCUGUCGUGGAGAGAACUUCCUGCGGGUGUGGAACUUAGCUUCCAAGAUCAAUGAUCAAUCAUUGAGUAUUAGCGUGAAUAAUAUGAAGAACAAUGAAGGGAUUGAGGAAAUUACACCUAUGAAGAGCUAUCCCAGGUAUGUAGUGUGCAUGAGUUUAAAUGCAGAAGUUAUAUCUGUCUGGAACAUAAUAAAAUCCAAGUACAAAGGGCGAGCAGUCAAGUUGGAACGGGGGUUGGCUGAAAGAACAAACACUGUACUGGUGAGGGACAUGGAACUCUACAUCCUCUCAGAUAAGGGCACAGCUACGUUCACGGAAGCACCAAGGCCCGUUUUUCAGACACUUUUGAUGUAUGAUCUUCUGAAGAAAAAGUUCUCAAAGAAGUUGACUGGCCUGUAUAUUAUCCCUUGUCCAAAACAUGAAUAUAGAAUCCUGCCAGGAGAUCUGCUGCUAGGGUUGUCUGAAUACAGAGAUCACCUUGUUAUCUGGAACUUGAAGACUGGAUCAAUAAAGGAGCGGAUCCGACCCAUGUACAAAGACAAGCUUUCCUUAAAUGCCUUCCCUUCCUACUCAAAGGACAAUCUCUACAAAGAGCUUCUGGCCAAGAGGAAAAAGGGAAGAGAGACAAAAGGAUCAGGAGCAUUUCUCACCCCCUGGGAAAAGCGUAAUGAGACAAAGACAGCACAAAAAAGGAGGCUGGAAAAGGAAGUGAAGCAAGAAAUGGAAAUAUUACAGCAGUUCUCAAACGAGAAGUCUAAUCCUAUUGACCAGUACCUGCUAAGUGGUGAUGAGAAGAUAAUUGUCUGCUCCUACUUUGCACAUCAUCUCGCUGUCUUCAGCUUCGAGACCGAGUCUCACAUCCAGACCAUUGAAGACAGGACAUCCAUGCUGUUCUUGCACAUUGCUGCGUUGACGUACAGUGGCAGCUAUCUAGUGCUGUCAAAUUACAAUGACAUUGAGAAAGUUAGUUAUGUCACUUUGUGGGACUUACAGACUGGGAAGGUGAGGAAGCGUUUAAAAAAUGAACCAAACAUCUGUUGCAUUGCAAUCACGAGCACUGCUGACCGGAUUGUGUUUGGUGUUGUGAAAGCAAACAGGCUGAAAGUGUGGGAUCCAUUCAGAAAAGGGCACAAGACUAUCCCAGGAUAUGAAAACCUUAAAUUUACAACAAACAGUACAGUGCAUUUGACAGAUGAUGGAUCGAAAGCUAUUGUUCUGGCAGGUGAUGUGAGUAUAUGGGACCUUGAUAGUGGCACAGUACUGUCAGUUUUUACACCUGACAGUGUCAUUCAGAGCAUGACUCUAGCACUUGACAGCAACCUCAUUCUUCUUGGCAUGAGCAACACUCCUGUCCUAAUCACCUUAAAGCUGACAUUGAAUAAUAAACUUCAAUUAAGUUCCGCAGGAGGGGAUAUGUUUGAAGAAGCAUCUAGUGGCAGUGAGGAAGACGACAAUUCUAAUUAAAUGAGUGUCUUAUCCAUUGGUUGGGCUGAACAAGCUGCAUUAAGUACAUUGAGGGGAUCCUGUGACAGGUGUGCCAUUUUAACAAUAUUAUUGAAUUUUGAAGGAACUUCUGCUUGUACACUUUGCACAAGUUGCAAAAAGUCUAUAUCCCAUUACUCAUAAAUGCUGAAACAGAGCAGUUCCACUGAAAUGCAGA
Molecule: messenger RNA, 3371 nt
Organism: Carcharodon carcharias (great white shark)
Lineage: Eukaryota; Metazoa; Chordata; Chondrichthyes; Lamniformes; Lamnidae
Exons: 16
Coding region: 56-3175 (1039 amino acids)
Molecular function (GO): protein binding
Source: RefSeq, a predicted model, not a curated record